This is a messenger RNA of Alternaria postmessia, 1305 nucleotides long. RefSeq lists its product as uncharacterized. Lineage: Eukaryota; Fungi; Ascomycota; Dothideomycetes; Pleosporales; Pleosporaceae. The transcript has a single exon. Bases 1 to 1305 code for a protein of 434 amino acids. The record is from RefSeq and is a predicted model, not a curated record.
AUGGCUUCUGCUAUAGACGUGGGCAUUAUACAACCUGUGGAGAACUUGACCAGUGUCCUGUCUCAGGGGUGCACCACUGGGAAUUGUACAUUCUCAUCGCUCAACGGGGAAACCUUCUCAACACUAGCGAUUACACACUCCUCCGAAAACGUCACGUCGCAAGUCCAAACACACACUCUUCGCGGAAACGAGACUUUGACGUUUGAUUUAUGGGAUGUGAAGGCUGAGUCUAUCACCGCCAUGAACGGUACCGAAGUGGGCAACUAUAUCCUGGCAUUUCCCCUGGGCGAAGAUGAUGUUCCUCUUGCAUUCGCCCUGCGACCCUGGCCUGGGAUUCUUCGUACUGGUGUACCUACCAAUUUCUACGAGGAUCCUACCGUUAAGAUGAUUAUCAGGCCAAACUUCACGGAAGAAGCGUUCGAAGAGUACACUGCAGUGAGCUGUUCGCUACAUCCCGCCGUUAACACGUACUCUGCGCGGAUCUGGAAUGGUCUCUUGACGGAGGACCUGGUCAGGAGCAUCCCCUUCAGGCCACAUCUUGUAUCACAAGACAUUCCGCGGUUCAACAACGUAUUGAGAAUCGGCACAGCGAGCACGAUCCAGGAUGGGUCACAAAUAAUGUGCGAACCCCGAGAGAGCCCGGCGCCUGGAUAUGAGCCAAUCGCACAAGGGAAUAUUGUCACCACAGCUGGUCAGAUUGUCGAGUUCGGCGCCGUGAACGACACCCGUGUGUGGUAUGUCCCUCAAGACUGCGUGUGGCAAUAUCAAUUGGAAUCUUUGAUCGGAUUCCACGCAUACUUAUCUCAGAUCUUCGACGGUCAAUGGCUCGGCAGCACCAUAAAAUACUUCAAGGGUAGUAUACAUCUGCGUCAGUUGUAUCAGGAUGGAAAUAUUACGAUGGACACUGUCGAUGAAGUCUUCGGCAACAUCGCCCGAUCUAUGACUAACGUCAUCAGGACAUACGGCGUGACCAACUACACUGGAGUACCAGACGCAGGUCCAGCAAGAGGUACAAUGUGGUUCACGUCAACAUGUGUUCACGCCCAAUGGUCGUGGAUCGCAUUUCCCGCCGUUAUGAUUGGUAUGGCCGGUAUCUUCCUGGUUUUAGUGCACAUUGAAAGCAGAGGCACAGAGACAGAGAGGUUGUGGAAGAGCUCUGUACUUGCGCUAUUGUUCUGCGAGAUGGAUAGCGUUGUGGUAGGCAAGGCGCAUCCAAUUCACAAGUCAACGCUUAACGAGGUUGCGAAGUCGACGAGGGUGAGUUUUGGGAAGGGUCGCGAGGUGUUGAAACUUGUUGUUCGGUAG